Messenger RNA from Dentiscutata erythropus, 292 nucleotides. The record is from the annotation of a GenBank genome assembly. NCBI's taxonomy places the organism in Eukaryota, Fungi, Glomeromycota, Glomeromycetes, Diversisporales, Gigasporaceae.
CUCUUCUGAGAAUGUUGAUAAUUCUGACAUUAAUAAGGAAAUAGAUUCUGAUAUAUCUGAAAGUGAAAGUGCUGAAGGUAUUAUAUUGCAGUUGACAUUAAUCAAAAUAAAAACUUCAGAAAAUUUAAGCUGGUUGAUAAUUUACAAACGACAACAUGAAAAAAAAUCAGCUAGUUCAAAAUUGUGGAAUAAUGAAAAUGGAUGUAAAAAAAUGGACGUCCAAGUUGAAUAUAAUAGUUGGGAUCCAUAUUUAGAACGUGUUGUAUACAUACUAAAAGAUUAUAAAUUUUGA